Messenger RNA from Fusarium mangiferae, 2085 nucleotides. RefSeq lists its product as uncharacterized. Gene Ontology annotation, molecular function: metalloendopeptidase activity. Gene Ontology annotation, cellular component: mitochondrial intermembrane space. Gene Ontology annotation, biological process: peptide metabolic process; proteolysis. Lineage: Eukaryota; Fungi; Ascomycota; Sordariomycetes; Hypocreales; Nectriaceae. The transcript is spliced from 3 exons. The record is from RefSeq and is a predicted model, not a curated record. The coding region runs from base 1 to 2085 and encodes 694 amino acids.
AUGUCUCGUAAACCACCACAACAACCUCCCUCAUUCACAACGACACCCUCCGCCAUCCUCUCACAGACAUCAUCCCUCAUUUCAUCAACCACAGCUCUCGAAGACGACCUCUCAUCAACACUCACGCCCUCAACCGCGACAUUCGAAAGUCUUCUUACGCCCAUGCUAAAUGAUGAUCACGCAGUAUCUAAACAAACCCUCAUCAUCCGUCUCUUCAGCUCUGUGUCAGAGGAUAAAGAUCUCCGCGAUGCAUCGCGCACAGCGGAGGAGAUGCUUCUUAAAGCCAAUUCUGAGGCUCUCAUGAGGAGGGAUAUAGCUGCUCUCGUUAAAGCUGUUUAUGAGAAGCAUCGGCGUGGGGAGGAGAAGCUGGGAGAGGAGGAUGUGUAUACCUUGUUCAAGACGCAUAGGGCUUACCAGAACACUGGAGCGGGCAUCGAGGAUGAGGAUGUGAGGGAACAGUACAAAGCUGCUGUGCAAAAACGAAAUGAAGUUCUCGUUGCAGUGCGCAAGACCAUUAGCGAAUCCGACGACGGUAUCUUCUUCACGCGGGAGCAACUCAACGGUGUACCAGCAUCAAUUCUCGACGCAAUGAAGACAAAUGAUGAAGGGCUCCUCAAAGCAACCUUCAAAAAAGGCCACAUGAUCUCAAUCAUGAAACACGCCACCAGAGCCCAAACACGCAAAGCAUACAACAUCGCCAAAGAAAGCCGCUUUCCCGAGAACGUAACCCGUCUUGAGCGCGCCGUCGAGCUACGCAACAGCACCGCGCGAAUGCUCGGCUUCAACACCCACGCCGAACUCAAGAUGCAAGAUAAGAUGGCAAAAAGUGUCGAGAGCGUCAUGGAAAUGCUGAACAAAUUGAGAACAGAGUUGAAGCCCCUUGCAGAUGACGAGAUGAAGACCUUGUUUGAGAUAAAGAAGGCUUACAUCCGAGAUAACGGCACAGAUGAGGAUGGGGAUGAUGUGAAGAGGUUGAAUGCAUGGGACUGGGCGUUCUAUGCGAGGAUAUUGGAGAAGGAGAGAUAUUCUGUUGAUUCACUGCUGAUUUCGGAGUAUUUUGAGGUUAACCAUAGUUUGAAGGGUAUGUUGAACAUCUUUGAGGAGAUCUUUGGGAUGGUGUUCAUACCCACCGAUGCAUCUGUUUGGCAGAAGGAUGUGACUGUUUACGAGGCGUGGAAUGCUGAGGAUCAAGGUGGUGAGUUCCUUGGGUAUCUUUACCUUGAUCUUUAUGCACGAGAGGGGAAGUAUGCUGGUGCGCAUAGUUCUCUCAUCCAGCCUGGCUUUGUAACAUCAGACAACAAACGCCAUUAUCCCUCUUCAUCACUAAUAACAUCCCUGCUCCACACGCCCUCCCAGCCAACUCUCCUCUUACACUCGGAGCUAAAAACAAUGUUUCACGAACUCGGCCACGCAAUCCACAAGCUCGUGACACACACCAACCACCAACACGGCUGCGCACGCGACUUUGUCGAGAUACCGAGCAUUCUUCUCGAGAACUGGAUCUGGGUGCCCUCCGUGCUACAACGCCUAGGAAAACACUACUCGUACCUAUCCUCCGAGUACCUAAGCUUCUGGAAUGCUAAGAACGAGGGUGAAAGACCGGGUGAGGUGCUACCGGAGAAGUUAGCGAUGGAUAUCGCGAGGACGAAACAUGUUAAUGGGGCGCAUGCGAUGCUGUAUCAGGUGUUUUUGGCGCUGUUUGAUCUUACGAUUCAUAAUGCGGAGGAGGGGAGGGCGGUUGAUACGACGAGGUUGUGGAAUGAGAGUAAGACGGAGAUCAUGGGAUUGGGAAGGGCGGAUAGUAUUGGACAGGCGUCGUUUGCGCAUCCGUUCAGGGCGUAUGAUGCUGCGUAUUUUACUUAUGCCCUAUCAAAGGUGUACGCGACCGAUCUUUGGGUUAGCCACUUCAAAGAUGACCCAAUGGAUAAGACUACUGGUUUACGAUACCGCGAGCUUGUUCUUCAACCAGGAGGAAGUCAACCGGAGCUCAAAAGCCUCAGCAACUUUCUCGGUCGUGAACCCAACGACAAGGCAUACUACGGCGAAGUCACCAGCACACCAGGAACGAAAUCGUCAGUAUUGUAA